UAACACUUCUUUCUUUCUUUAGGUUAGUUUCUUAACAAUCUUACGAUUGUAUCGCGAACUGUUGCACGAUUCAACAUUUUUGAACCAUAGAAGCAAUAUUAAAUUCUCUUGCCGAAACACAUGUGAUGUGUAUUCUUGAGCGUAAGAAAAGUUUUAUAAUUAAUAGGAUUUAAAUUAAUCUCAGAUAUAAAUGUAGAAAAUAUUCUCGAUGAUCGGCGCAAUUUGUCACGAACAAAAUCGUUUCUUUCAGUUGUUGGUUUUCAUCACCUCCAGUUUUAAUAUCCAGUUAUUUUUAGAGGUUCUCGCUACUCUCUGUCUAUGUAUUGUUUUUUUAAUAAAAUACAAUGCAAUUUACCUCAAUAUAAACGAAACAUAAAAUGCGAUUGGGAUAUGCUACGAGAUUCUGCGGAGAUCGAAAUAAUGAUGAAGCAAGCUGAUACAACGCGGUGGUACAUAAAGUUCUUCGCACGUAAGAGACCUUCUUGCAUUAAGCAGAUAAGAAGCACUUCGCAACAGUUAAUAAAACAAAAAUCACAUCGUCACUUGAUAUUUUUUGCAGUGAUCAUGUAUAUAUUCCUUUUCCUGUUUGUUGCGACGAAUUAUUUGCCGCUUAUUCUUGACGUUGUGAUACCGUUAGACAAACCUCGACCACGAAAGCUACUGACACAUUUAGAAGUUUUUAUCGAUCAGCAUAAAUACUUUCAUUUCAUAAUGUUAUUUAUAAUAAUAGCCAGCUUUUUUGGUAUUACCACCGUGCUAGCUGCUGAAACUAUGCUAAUGAUCUUCAUACAGCAUGCUUGUGGAUUAUUUAAGGUUACCAGUUAUCGAAUGAUGCGAGCCUUUGAUAUUAGUUCUGUACCGGCCAUCAAUUAUAGCAAAAAGUGUACAAUUUGUAAUAGAUUGGCAAGCGCUAUGAAGAUUCACAGGACCGCGAUACUGUUCUCGGAGCGCAUAACAUUAUAUCUUGCAAACAAUUACUUUGUACUGAUAUUGUGCGCUGUCGUUUCCUUAAGCAGCAACCUGUAUCGAUUAACCCAAGCGCUCGCUGUGAUGAAGAUAAUGGAUAUGUUUAUCAUUUUCGUAUUCAUCUGCGGUCACUUCUGUUACAUGUUCUGGUGUAAUUACGCUGGGCAAGAGUUAAUGAAUUCCAGUACCGAAGUAUAUCACCAAGUAUAUAACUCACAAUGGUACAAAUCUCCCGUGCACAAUCAAAAAAUGAUGAUCCUGAUACUAUGUAGAAGUGCAAAGCCUUGUACCUUUGUCGUAGGUCAUCUGUUUUUGACUUCCUUGGAAGGUUUCGGGACGCUUAUAAGCAUGUCGUUGAGUUAUUUUACGGUCAUUUAUUCCACUCAAUAAAAUACCUCACGACGAAUGCGUUAAUCACAAUUAUACGAUAUCAGUUGUAAAACAUCUAAAUCGGACAGGAUAUCCACGAAUGUGCGCGAAUACACCGUAUGCACAUAAAUGAACAAUUGUAGAUAGGUAAUAGUGACUAAUUGAAAGUGUAUUUAUCACUGCAUAUUUGUUUCACCUUGUCAUAAUUCACGAAAUGAUCGUUCGUUGAAAAGUUAAAGGUGAUUCCGACAGGCGUUCCACUCGAAGCGUAAAAUGAUCGAAUUCAAAAGUAAUAUAUUCGCGAUGGCUCAUGAGAGAAUGUGCUUUCUUCGAAAUGUCUCAAGUGUUACGUUUGCAUGAGGAUAAAACAUGUAAUGUUGGCGAGAAUAUGUUUUAACCGUGGCGUUCGAAUGAACGUAAUGUUAUUGUUACGUUAAAUGCCGCACAUAUUACGCAAUUCAUUUAAUUUCUACAUUAGGGCUGUCUUUUCACGAAUACACGGAACGAUUAAUUUUUAAUACUACGGUACAGUCUAGAAUCUUUAAAAUAAUUUAAAAUUUUACUCAAAAUAUCUGUCAUAUGUCUUGCAGUAAAAUCGAACGUUACAUGUAAUAUGCACAAAAUAUGGUAAUAGCGAGUAUUACAUUGAGGAAAGAAUUAUGCAGUGUCAAGAAACCUCCUCCGUCCGACAGUUGAGUCGGAAUUCUUAUUGCAAAAAAAAAAUAAAUGUUAUCGUGAAGUAUUUAUCAAAAUAACUAAUCGAUCUUUACGAUUAUCACUUAUGUAUAUCACGAGUACGCAGAUGUUUAUCAAUUUUGCUACCUCGAAGUUUUCCACAUUCACUAAAAUAUCGUUAUUUUUAGUAGUUAUCAAGUACUUAUGCAUUUAACUUGUGCAUUUAAUAAUUGUUCCAUCUCUAGCCUCAGCUGUGAUAAAAAAUACAGAGUGUGUAUCAGAUUAGCGAGCACCGUGAAGAUUCACAAGAAUGCUACCAUGUCGGUACAUAUUUUAUUCUUUAAUGUAUAUCCUGCGUGUGUAUAUUCAAUUCUAAUAAAAUAAUCUGUAUGACUUAUCUGUAUUCUUUUUGGUCUUAAUUUGUUAAAAAUUCUCGGAACACGUAACAUUUUGUUUUGCAGCGACUUACUUGUUCCUAAUAAUGUGCGUCGUCGCCUUCUUACACAUUAACCUAUUUGGAGUGAAUCGUAACUAACAUAUAUAUUUUGUUAAAGCUUCGGAGCUUGCAACAAUGUAUUCUAAUCGUCUGUUUCUCAAUUUAAAAGAUAUACGUGACUUCCACACAAGACAAGUGGGAAAGCUUAACAUGGGACGAUCACAUUUGAUGCUAAGUAUGCAAACGACGCAAUGUCUUAACUUAAUUUGACUAUUUACAAUAUUCUCAUACGAAUAAUCCGAAUGUACGGCUUUAAUGAUGAGAACAAGCUAUUUAGCCAGUGAAUAUUUUAAAAUGAUAACUAAAAUUCCAAAUGUAUAUAGCUUGACUGUUUCAAGUUAUUUCAGGUUAUCAACAACCUCGGUAUAUUUAUUCUUUCUAUAUUUAUC
Messenger RNA from Harpegnathos saltator (Jerdon's jumping ant), 2895 nucleotides. RefSeq names its product odorant receptor 9a-like. Lineage: Eukaryota; Metazoa; Arthropoda; Insecta; Hymenoptera; Formicidae. Gene Ontology annotation, biological process: detection of chemical stimulus involved in sensory perception of smell; sensory perception of smell. Gene Ontology annotation, cellular component: plasma membrane. The transcript has 7 exons. Gene Ontology annotation, molecular function: olfactory receptor activity; odorant binding. The record is from RefSeq and is a predicted model, not a curated record. The coding region runs from base 319 to 1356 and encodes 345 amino acids.